Messenger RNA from Aphanomyces invadans, 553 nucleotides. RefSeq lists its product as hypothetical. Gene Ontology annotation, biological process: nucleocytoplasmic transport. Gene Ontology annotation, cellular component: nuclear pore central transport channel. The transcript is spliced from 3 exons. The coding region runs from base 28 to 390 and encodes 120 amino acids. NCBI's taxonomy places the organism in Eukaryota, Oomycota, Saprolegniomycetes, Saprolegniales, Verrucalvaceae. The record is from RefSeq and is a predicted model, not a curated record.
GUUUGGUUGGAAAGCGCCGCAAGAGCGAUGUCGGCGACCGAGAUUGGAACGCAGUUCGUCAAGUUCUACUACGAAACCUUUGACAACAACCGUGCUGGCCUCGCUCCCCUUUAUACCGAAAGGUCGACGCUCACGUUUGAAACCUCGACGCUUCAAGGACAAGCAGCCAUCAUCGGCAAGUUCAACGAACUCCCCAAGACCCAACACAAGACCGAUACCGUCGAUAUUCAGCCCUCGUUGAACGAGUCGUCGAUUUUGAUCUUUGUCACGGGCAAAAUGAUUAUUGACACGAACCCUCCGUUGCAAUUCACUCAAGUGUUCCAGUUGGUCGCACAUUCACCCGGCCAAUUUUACGUGCACAACGAUGUGUUCCGCCUGAUUUAUGGUUGAGUAGAUAGGCUCAUCCCGAAGGAGAUGUUAGAUUAUUCUCCUCCUGUGCGAGAUUAAGUAACCGUCUUGUCUUCGUCACGUUGCCUUGCCGCAAGUACUCUGUGCCCUCACCGACCGCAUCGUCCCUUCCGCGCGCACCGGUCUGUCCGGCAGUUGAAAUGAC